GGAAAACAAGCGCACCCUAUCUGUACUAGACGAUGUAGAAUUUACGGAAGAGGAGUCCCAGGCGUGGCUGAGGAACUUCCGUCUUUUACAACACAAAAAUGACAGCGACUCUGCGCCCCUACUUAAACGCUGUGAGGGCCACCUUGCAAGCAGCCCUCUGUCUGGAGAACUUCUCCUCUCAGGUGGUGGAGCGUCACAACAAGCCGGAGGUGGAGGUCAGGAGCAGUAAGGAGCUGCUACUUCAACCUGUGAUGAUCAGCCGUAAUGACAAGGAGAAGGUUCUCAUCGAGGGAUCCAUCAACUCUGUCAGAGUCAGCAUUGCUGUCAAACAGGCUGAUGAGAUUGAGAAGAUCCUUUGCCACAAGUUCAUGCGCUUCAUGAUGAUGAGAGCGGAGAACUUCUUCAUUCUGAGGAGGAAACCAGUAGAGGGAUAUGAUAUUAGCUUCUUGAUUACCAACUUCCACACGGAGCAGAUGUACAAACACAAGCUGGUGGACUAUGUCAUCCACUUCAUGGAGGAGAUCGACAAGGAGAUCAGCGAGAUGAAACUGUCCGUUAAUGCCAGGGCCCGCAUCGUUGCUGAGGAAUUCCUCAAGAACUUCUGAGUGCAAUGUUGGUCCCAAACAAGCAGAGAAAACGCUCCAAAGGCCCAAUCAGCACAAGAGUGGAAAACUAAAGGAGUAAACAGCCAAUCAGCGAGGAGAUGAGAGGGACAUGACCAAUCCGGCGAUGACACCAUUUGCACCAUUCUCGAGUACUUCCCUGUACUCAUGAAUAUCAAUGACUGUAUAUAAUGAAAUAUUUACCAGUUUCAUUUUCAGCCACGUAGAACAAAUCCCCAUUCAAAGGCGGGUCCUUAAAGUAUUAAUCCAGAUGAUAGCCACGAGUACAGGGGCAUUGAGAAUGUGCCGUUGCAAAUUAACCGGCCAGGUUUUUGUAUUUUGUGUAUGUGAGUCAGCGUGAUCUGUCGCUGUCGGUUCAAAUUAGUUUUCAAAAUUUUCUCUGUUCAGGAACGCCAUGUUUGGGGAAAGUAGUCUGUGUGGCGUUAAAUGACUGUCAUGGAGCAAGAGCUGUCUAUACAGAAACCACCAAAACACACGUAUGAAAAUAAUGAUAAAAGAUAAUAAAACUCAGUUGUUUAUACCUUUUGGUGUUCCUGUUUAAAUACUAAA
Molecule: messenger RNA, 1172 nt
Organism: Anarrhichthys ocellatus (wolf-eel)
Lineage: Eukaryota; Metazoa; Chordata; Actinopteri; Perciformes; Anarhichadidae
Product: actin-related protein 2/3 complex subunit 4-like
Exons: 6
Coding region: 99-605 (168 amino acids)
Biological process (GO): actin filament polymerization; Arp2/3 complex-mediated actin nucleation
Cellular component (GO): actin cytoskeleton; Arp2/3 protein complex
Molecular function (GO): actin filament binding
Source: RefSeq, a predicted model, not a curated record